Owenia fusiformis is the source of this 2841-nucleotide messenger RNA. The record is from the annotation of a GenBank genome assembly. NCBI's taxonomy places the organism in Eukaryota, Metazoa, Annelida, Polychaeta, Sabellida, Oweniidae.
ACGUGACUAUUGUCUUCCUGUAUGAAAACAAAACAAAAUAUCUAAAAAUUUAUUUUACUCUCAGAUUCUAUUUUACUAUCCUUAGGAUGCCUGUUCAUGCUGGCCUGGCAGUAGGAUGGAUUCUUUUUGGUGUCAUAUCAGCGUUAACAUUGGUAUUUUCAUUUCUGUAUAUCCGCUAUUACCAACACAAGUAUGACAAGGAACUGAGCAGUACAGUGACAUCUAUUUUAGCACUGUCGAUAUGUCUUGUGACGUCAGCUUUGGGUCCAGUUGACAUAUUCCUCGUUUCAUAUAUGAAAUACAGCAAUGGCACAUUUAAGGAAUGGGCUAACAUAACAGAAGAAAGAAAGUCCAUUGAAGAUACAGUUUUGUAUGCAUAUUAUGCAUUGUAUAUUUGUGUCAUGGUGUUUGUCUUCCUAUUCCUUCCACUUGUGUAUUUCUUCUAUGAAGAGAAAGAUGAUGACGUUCAGGUAUCCACAAAACAGAGAUGCUGUACUGCAAUGAAAUAUACCGCAGGAUUUCUUUUCAUGGCUACAAUACUUCUUGUCGUAGGCGCAUUUGCCCCUGUAAAGAUACCACCAAAUACCAACCAGACAGAGUGGAGGAAGAUUGAGUAUAUGUUCAAGGAGUUUGCAAGCAACAAUGGAGAAGAUGCUUUGUCAUUUGUGAUCAGUUGCCUGACUCUAAUUGGAUUGCUCCUUCUCAUUAUAUACACAGCUUAUGGUAUGUCUGCAUGGCCUAUUGACCUCCUAAAGGGAACCCAAAGUGCCAGUUCAGAAAGGAUGAGGGUCAUCGAUGAAAGAACUACCAACAGAACUAAAAUUGAAGCCAUAAGAAAUAAGUACAGUAACGGCAGGCCCAUGAGGCAAAGAGAUCGUAUCAAGAUAGCUGAGCUAGAGGAGACAGACAGGCUUAUGUCGAGGCAAGAGGCUCAGCUAGAGAGCAGAGAACUAAGCUGUCUGAGCAAAUGUUCUAUCCUCUUGAGGCCUGUUGAGAUUUUGGCUGGAAUUGUGUUUUUCCUAAUAGCACUUGUAGUGUUCGUUUCUCUGCUUUUGACAAACAUUGACAAGGUCAUGCACUCUUUAGGAUGGAGAAUGGGGUAUGCCUUACCCAAACGAACUCUACCCAACCCUGUAGAUAUCAUGCUUGUCUAUGCCCAAAUGAUAUUUCCACUAGACUACAUCAUUAUGUCUGGCAUCAUCCUUUAUUUCUUCUUCUGCUCUGUGAUGGGAAUCAGGAAGAUUGGUAUCUGGUUCUGCUGGCUACGGAUGUUCAAGAUCCGUCCAAGAAAGACUCGUCCCCAGGGCCUGUUGUUUAUGUGUAUGAUGUUAAUGUUUAUGGUGCUUGCAAUAAACAUCCUUACAUACAUGGUCAUGCCCCAGUACACUACAUAUGGAGGCCAGCACUAUUUGCAGCCUGAAAACAGAACUGCCAUUGACCCAGCCACCAACCACACUUAUAUAAAAAUAGUGUUGACUACACAGCCAUGUAACACCCACGCUAACACACAACUUAACACAGAUGUGUGUAUCAUGACAAGGAUGUCAUUUCUACUGACAAGAUUCUUUUAUAAAGUCUGGUUCUUUGGUGCAGCUUACUUCUUCGCCAGCUGGGGAUUCCUUGGGAUGUGUCUAAUAGGAUUCAUAGUGGCGUUGAUACGAAGGAGAAAGUCUGCUAUUGAUGGGGAAGUUGAUGAAGAUGACUUUGACAGUGUAGAUGAUGAACUAAUAAGAGCAUAACCAUGGUUAUAGAUACCAUAGUAACAUCUCAGUUAUCAAUGUACACAGUGUGAUCCUGAAGGUGUCGUGCCGUCAGAGUUGAACCUCUUUUGCUCUUGGAUGUGCGUUUACCUUUUUAUUGUAUAAAAAGAAGUAUAAGUAUAGUAAAACCUGUAUACCAACACUUCUCUAGAAUCUGAACACCUCUUAAUGUGAAUGAGUUCCUCAGUCCCAAUUUUGUAUAAUCUCCAACUGACUCGCACACACACUUGAAACACAUUUUGCCAGUACCUGUGGCAUUCAGAUUAGACAGGUUUUACUAUCCAUUUGGGUUGAUCAUAUGUAAUACUAGCAAUGUAAAAUAAAGCCUUUUCUAUUUAUUUAAUGUACAGUAUUUGAACAAUAACCACCAGGGUUAGUAUUUGGAACCACCGUGACUAUUUCAUCUUAAACAUUACACCAGUUUUUGUAAUAAUAAGAUUAGAUAGUACCAAAUAAAGUGCAAUAAAACUUAGCAUGAUUAAAUAAUCAGUUGAAAUUAAAUGUUUUCAUAAGCGGAUUAAAGAAUGUUUGAAGUGACUUAGAAAUCAUUGUGAUUUUAACAGCCUAUGUCAUAUUGCAUAAUAUGCAGAAACUACCAAUGAAGAUAACUCUGAUGUUUUAUUUGUUAUCCCACUGAAUGAAGUUGAAGUGGGGAUAUUAAGAGCCUGUUUUGCUAUCUGUCAGUUUGUCCAUCCAGGCACGGGCUUUCAAGAGAUGUAGGCAGUAAAUCAAAUACCAGUUAAAGGAUAUGGUUCAAAUUCUAAACUUAUGCAUGCCUUGUGGGCAUGGGACCUCUUAGAAAAGGAAAUCCCAAUUUUGCUGCUCUUAAUAUUCAAAGUGCCACAAUUUUUGUAAAGAGUGUUUUUUAAUAACUCGAAUAUUAGCUACCAGAUUUGAUUAAAAUUUAUAGACUGGUAGCUCUUAGGUCCUCUGCUUUCUAAUAUGGCUGCUGCUCUGAAUUCAAAAUGACUGCUAUUUUGUACAAACUUAACUUUUGAUAACUCAAGUAGAAGUAAUCACAACUUUUAGCUUCAGAUUUAGUAAUAUUUUAUAAGAUUUUAGUUGGGCAUUCAACCUGAUC